UUUCUGAAGACUUCAGCUUAGGAAAGCUGUAGAUUGAGAGGGAGGGAGGGACAGACAGACGGUCAAAGAAGGCAUGUGUUCUCUAGAGAGAGCUGGACUUCAGUAGAAGCACUCAUUCAUCUGCACAGCACUGUGUUUGCAGAGGAAGCCGUACACAAGAGCAGUGAGCAGCCGAGAUUUCCAUAAGAUGUUGGGGAUCGUUGAGUUGUUCGUAGCCCUGGUUGCCUCCCUGCUGCUCUUGCAGUUCCUGAAGCUGCAGUGGAUGCGCAGCCAGCUCCCUCCAGGACCAGUUCCUCUCCCCAUCAUUGGGAACUUGUGGCUGCUCGACUUCAAACUUCGCCGAGAAACUCUCGCUAAGUUAACCAGCAUCUAUGGCAACAUCUACACAGUGUGGAUGGGACAGACACCCAUGGUUGUACUGAAUGGGUACAAAGCAGUAAAAGAUGCCAUCGUCACCCACUCAGAGGAGACUUCUGGAAGACCUCUCACCCCGUUCUACAGGGACAUGAUGGGCGAAAAAGGCAUUUUCCUGACAAGCGGCCACACCUGGAAGCAACAGAGACGCUUUGGGAUGACCAUUAUACGGAGCUUAGGAUUUGGGAAGAACAACUUGGAGCACCAAAUUCAAAUGGAGGCCUCUCACCUUCUGGGUGCCUUUGCAAACACAAAAGGCAAGCCUUUCGACCCCCGCACUUCCAUCACCCAUGCUGUUGCCAAUAUAAUUUGUGCUGUUGUCUUUGGCCAUCGCUUCUCCAGUGAGGAUGAGUCUUUCAGCAUGCUUAUCAAAGCUGUUCAUUUUGUGAUCUACUUCCAAGCUACUAUCUGGGGCAGGAUGUAUGAUGCUUUCCCAUGGCUUAUGCAUCACUUCCCAGGACCACAUCAGAAAGUGUUUGCAUACAGUGACUUCAUGCACAAUUUAGUUAUGAACGAGGUUCAGAUGCACGAGAGAGAGAAGGCAGGUGAUCCACAGGAUCUCAUUGACUUCUAUCUAACCCAAAUAGCAAAAACCAAAGAUGACCCCACCUCUACGUUUAAUAAAGACAACAUGGUUCAGACUGUGGUUGAUCUCUUGCUGGGAGGGACUGAAACGACAAGCACCACCCUCCUCUGGGCACUGCUCUAUAUGGUACAAUACCCAGAAAUACAAGAAAGAGUUCAAAGAGAGAUAGAGGCUGUUCUGGAACCUUCCCAUGUCAUCAGCUACGAAGACCGCAAAAGAUUGCCCUAUACAAACGCUGUGAUUCAUGAGACUUUGAGGUACAGCAACAUCACUUCUGUGGGGGUCCCUCGACUGUGUGUGAGGAAUACGACUUUACUGGGCUUUCACAUUAAAAAGGGCACACCUGUGCUGCCAAAUCUGCACUCUGUGGUGUAUGACAGUGACCACUGGGCAACCCCUUGGAGGUUCAACCCAAACCAUUUCCUUGAUGUGGAUGGCAACUUUGUGCACAAAGAGGCAUUCUUACCCUUCUCAGCAGGGCACCGUGUGUGUUUGGGGGAACAGAUGGCACGUGUUGAACUGUUCAUCUUUUUCACUAAUCUGCUUCGGGCAUUCACAUUCCAGCUCCCUGAAGGAGUAAAGGAAAUCAACCCUGAGUACGUUUUGGGUUCAAUACUGCAGCCACAUCCAUAUGAAAUCUGUGCUGUUCCACGUUAAUCUGCAACAUACCAGAAAGCAGAGGGACUUUGACCUGUGAAUAACUGCAGAAUAAAUAUCACCAUCUUAUCUGUAUUCAAAUUCAUGUAGCUCAUCAGAAAGAAUUAACAUAGAAGUAUUUCUAUUGAGGAAGGCUGAGCUCAUGCAGAUGAGCUUUCUGAAACUAGAAAAUCACACUUACCAAAGCUCAAAUAACCACGCCGUAGGUAUAUACAAUUACUCUGAAGUGUUACCAUAUUAACACACUCACAGUAACAAUUAAGCAGGUGUAGCAUUUUAGAGAAGUGAUCUGUAACAAAAGCUUCCUGCACAUGCACUCGGUAACACAUCACAUGUGAAAUGGCACAACUGUUCCAACACAGGAAGGAUGCCUGAAAACACCUUUUGCUUCAGCACAAUUACUCCUCCCUGUUUACAGGUCUUUCUUGCUCCCUCCUGCAGAAGGUUCCAUGGUAUAUAACCUCUGUUUUGACUCCUCUUCCUCACCCGCUGCCUGAGAACACUUCAUAUAGCAGUGUCAGCUUCACACAUACAUCAGUGUUGGCAGAAUGCAGUCUCUUACCAUCAUAUUCCAUCUGGAAGUACAUGCACCCUUUUUUCUUUACUACUUCCCAUAUUUGUUCACCAUCACAACGACCAGUAAUUUGCUCUUUGAAGACAAGUAACAGCCCUUCAAGAAAAGAAGAUGUCAGUAUUUGUCAAAGCAAGCACAGUAGAGAUCUACCACCCACAGCCUUCUCUUGUUGCCCCAUACUUCUACAAGAGUGGAAAGCUUGGACCACUUAAUAUUCAACCGUGGCCAUCCUAAAUGCUCUCAGCUUUCCAAAUUCAAUAGGGACAAACAGAAGUUAUGCUAAGCUAAGGUGUCAUUAAACGCAAAAGUGGAAAGUUACUUACUUCUCAGACAUAAAACUAAAGGAAAACUUCUUUCUCCUCUCUAACAUUGCCAACUAGCAGCAUCCACUUGAUGAGAACCCCAGGGCUCAAACACGCUGUAAAGUUUGCUACUGCAGAACAAAUAAAGACUUGACAUUCAUGCA
This is a messenger RNA of Coturnix japonica (Japanese quail), 2697 nucleotides long. RefSeq names its product cytochrome P450 2J2-like. The record is from RefSeq and is a predicted model, not a curated record. Gene Ontology annotation, molecular function: oxidoreductase activity, acting on paired donors, with incorporation or reduction of molecular oxygen, reduced flavin or flavoprotein as one donor, and incorporation of one atom of oxygen; iron ion binding; heme binding. Gene Ontology annotation, cellular component: intracellular membrane-bounded organelle; cytoplasm. Gene Ontology annotation, biological process: xenobiotic metabolic process. NCBI's taxonomy places the organism in Eukaryota, Metazoa, Chordata, Aves, Galliformes, Phasianidae.